CCCGGUUCAUGGAGGUCCUGUUGGAAACCCUGGGAGACGUUAUCAAAAAGGCUUUUGCUGGCUGGUCAGGGAAGAAGGUUGCCGCAGCGGAGGCGAACUUCACGAGCUUGCAGAAGCUGUACGCAUUCGCGCAGUGCACGCCGGACUUGACAGCAUGGGACUGUAACAAGUGCCUCCAGAACGCAAACGGUUAUCUGGUGGAGGGGAAGCAAGGUGGGAGGACGCUCACACCGAGCUGCAUCGUGAUGUACGAGUCCUACCCCUUUUAUAACGCCUCCGCCUUGCCGGUGUCCGCGCCUCCGCCUCCGCCUCCCGCUCCAGUGACCGAUGAACUUACCACCGUGGAGUCCUUGCAAUUUGACUUGGCUACAAUACAAGUGGCAACAAAUGAUUUCUCUUCUAAAAACAAGUUGGGUGAAGGUGGAUUUGGUGAAGUUUUCCAGGGUAGACUUCUUGAUGGACAACAAAUCGCAGUGAAGAGGCUAUCUCGAAGCUCAAGACAAGGUGAUGAAGAAUUUAAGAAUGAGGUUCUAUUAGUUGCCAAGCUUCAACACCGAAACCUUGUACGACUACUCGGAUUUUGCUUGGAGGGAGACGAAAAGCUACUUGUGUACGAGUUUGUGCCAAAUAAAAGCCUUGAUUACUUCUUAUUUGAUCCCCAAAAAGGUGGUCAAUUGAAUUGGUCCUUACGUUAUAAAAUAAUAUAUGGGAUCGCUCGAGGAAUGCUCUAUCUACAUGAAGAUUCUCGUCUCCGGAUCAUCCAUCGUGACCUAAAAUGUAGCAAUAUAUUAUUGGACAGUGAAAUGAACCCGAAGAUUUCAGAUUUUGGCAUGGCAAGGAUUUUUGGAGUCAACCAAACUCAAGCUAGCACAACUAAAAUCAUGGGGACUUUUGGUUACAUGUCUCCUGAAUAUGCAAUGCAUGGAGAAUUCUCAGUGAAAUCCGAUGUUUAUAGUUUCGGCAUACUACUUAUAGAGAUCAUUUGCGGCAAGAAGAAUAACUUCUACCACCAAUUGGAUGGGGGUGAAUAUCUUGCUAGUUAUAUAUGGAAUAAAUGGAGAGACGGCACGCCAUUGAAAGUGUUAGACCCUGCUAUCAUGGAUUCAUAUUCAAGAGAUGAAUUCCUUCGUUGCUUGCACAUUGGCCUACUAUGCAUUCAAGAAGAUCCAGCUAUUAGACCCAUCAUGGCAACCGUAGUUCAUAUGCUCAGCAGCAAUUACCUUAACCUAUCAUCACCUCGACGUCCAGCCUUCUUCAUCCGAAGUAGAUUGGGAGGAUUGAGCAUCCCAAUGAAAGAGCUUGGAUCAAAUCAAUCUACUGGUAGGAGUAUGCCUUUGUCAACCAAUGAUAUGUCAGUUACCGAGCUGUACCCCCGAUGA
This is a messenger RNA of Eucalyptus grandis, 1379 nucleotides long. Its product is annotated as cysteine-rich receptor-like protein kinase 10. Gene Ontology annotation, biological process: protein phosphorylation. NCBI's taxonomy places the organism in Eukaryota, Viridiplantae, Streptophyta, Magnoliopsida, Myrtales, Myrtaceae. The transcript has 6 exons. Gene Ontology annotation, molecular function: ATP binding; protein kinase activity. The record is from RefSeq and is a predicted model, not a curated record. Bases 9 to 1379 code for a protein of 456 amino acids.